This is a messenger RNA of Mytilus trossulus (common blue mussel), 1585 nucleotides long. RefSeq lists its product as uncharacterized. The record is from RefSeq and is a predicted model, not a curated record. Bases 207 to 1448 code for a protein of 413 amino acids. Lineage: Eukaryota; Metazoa; Mollusca; Bivalvia; Mytilida; Mytilidae. The transcript has 2 exons.
UGUAUAUAACUCGUGAUCCUUAUCACAAGUUGUAAAACGAUCGCUCCUUAACAACUUCCGUUUCCUUUCUUUUUUUAAGCACAUCUUGUUUUUACGUCUUAAUUAAAAAUCAAAAUUUGUAUAUAUCUAUCUUGUGAGGCGUGUUAAAACCAUUACGGAUUAUUUUUAUUGGAACUUUUGAGUAUAUUCAGAAGAUAUAGAAUACGAUGUCAUCGAAAGAAAAUCUUUGCGAGGCAGAUUACACUGCAAAACAAUCAAAAGAUCUUAAUGACCAAGACAAAACAACAAAAACUGAAGACAAAGAAGAUAUUACGGAUGAAGUAUUUAACGAAGACAUACAAAAUGAUGAAAUAAUCACGGUAUCUACAGAAACCUCUUCUAUUCUACAAACUCCAACUGCUGACGCUGACGCGUUCGAAUUCUCUUCCAGUUUAGGAGUGUCCUUGAAAUCAGAUGAUACGGACUUUAUAGAAAUGAGAAAAGAUCUAAACACCGAUAAUGAUUCUGAAAUCGAAUGUGUUGCAUCCUUCAGAUUAGACUUUAAUGACGUUUCGAGAAUUUCCUGCGUUAGUCCGACAAAAGCUUGGAUAAAUAGUAGUAGUAAAAUAAGAUUGGUCGAUAUUGAAAAUUGUCAAGUACUAAGGUCAUAUAAAUCAGACGUUCCAGUCUGUUUCCUGAAUGCUUUGAACGAAACUAGUUUUCUUUUUUCAUCAGGCAAUGAAAUUUCUAAACUAAGUAUAAGUAACGACAAUACAAGCAAACUAGAAACAUUCCUUGACUUUUCUGCUGGAAACAAGAAAUCAGUACAGCGCAGAUUAAAUGUAUUUACAGUUUCUCCAUCCGGGGACUUGAUCGUUUGUCUUACCCAGAAAUGGACAUGUGCCUGCUUUUCUUCAAUAGCUUCCCUUAUUGAAAGAUAUGACAAUGAGGCAAAAUUAGUUCAAUCAGGCAAAAUUCAAAAUAAGGGAAAGAAAUUAAUUUGUGAUGCCUCCUCUUUAAUAGUAAAUAGUAAUGGUAACAUUUGUAUUGCAGGAGAAAAGGCCCAGCAAAAAGGGGAAUACUGGGUUAUUGUUCUUGAUUCAAAUUUCCACUUUCGGUUUUCUUACGACAGGAAUACAACCUCUCAGAUACAUAAUCCAUCAUCGCUAGCUACAGAUUUGAAAAAUAAUGUUCUGAUUGUGAACACCUUUAGAGAUAGGACCAAAAGAAAGGUAACAGUUGAAAUGGCUAAAAAGAAGAAAGAACUGACAUAUGUCGCGAUCAUUGAUGAGAAUGGUAUUUUCCGACUUCAUUUACCAACUGAUGCAUUUCAUUCGGAUGGACCAGUAAGAUUCAUAACAAUUGAUAAUGAGAGUAAGGCUUGGAUGAUAACGGAUGCAGGACAAAUAAUUGUUGCAACUUUUAAGGAUUUAUCCAAAAGGGUUGAACCAAGUCAAGAUGGAAAAUGAAAUUUGAAUACUAACAAUCGUUAACGAAAACAAUGAGUAACAGGGGCAUUCUAUUUAACUAAAAUUUGAAAAAUGUGAUUGUUUUCCCUGUAUCUUUUGUAAUAAAAUACUGUCCCGAUCUCUCAAGGUCUCUUCAA